Molecule: messenger RNA, 981 nt
Organism: Rhododendron vialii
Lineage: Eukaryota; Viridiplantae; Streptophyta; Magnoliopsida; Ericales; Ericaceae
Product: cytochrome b6-f complex iron-sulfur subunit, chloroplastic
Exons: 5
Coding region: 169-852 (227 amino acids)
Cellular component (GO): plasma membrane
Molecular function (GO): 2 iron, 2 sulfur cluster binding
Source: RefSeq, a predicted model, not a curated record
UAACCAAUGAAAGAUAUCUAACAUGUGGCUCUGUUGUGUCAUUCAUUUUCCAUCACACUCAUUCCUGCCUUAUCCAAUUCCGGCAACACUGUUUUACAGUCUCUGUUCUUCCUCUCCCCUUACUUAGUCUGCCACAGCCACUUCUGGUUCUUUCCCAAUUCCCCUCUCAUGGCUGCCUCUACUCUCACCCCUGCUACCCCUUCUCAGCUUUGUUCUGUUAAGAACGGGAUUUUCUCUGCAUCCAAUGGUCUGAUGGUAAAGCCCUCAAGGACCCAUUUGCAAGGAAACAAAAAGAGCAUGAAGAUCACGUGCCAGGCCACCAGUAUUUCGGCGGACAGAGUGCCGGACAUGGAGAAGAGGAAGCUCUUGAAUUUGCUUCUUUUGGGUGCCAUUUCGCUCCCCAGCGGCUUCAUGUUGGUUCCUUAUGCUACCUUCUUCGCCCCACCUGGGUCUGGAGGCGCUGGAGGUGGUACAGUGGCCAAAGAUGCACUCGGAAACGAUGUAAUUGCAGCAGACUGGGUGAAAACUCAUGGACCUGGUGACAGAACUCUUACUCAGGGGUUGAAGGGAGAUCCAACCUACCUUGUGGUGGAGAAUGACAGAACUCUAGCAACCUAUGGGAUAAAUGCAGUGUGCACACAUCUAGGGUGUGUUGUGCCUUGGAAUACUGCCGAGAAAAAGUUCAUCUGCCCAUGCCAUGGCUCUCAGUACAAUAACCAAGGCCGUGUUGUCCGCGGCCCUGCUCCUCUUUCAUUGGCGCUAGCACAUGCGGAUAUCGACGAUGGGAAAGUCCUCUUUGUUCCAUGGGUGGAAACAGAUUUCCGAACAGGCGAAGACCCAUGGUGGUCUUAAAAUCCCUCGGCGAGAGUAAACUAUUCUUGCAGCUUCUGUAUUUACUUGUACUGAACAAAGCUAUAACCAUUUGUUGAACGAGAAAGCUUCGAAAGCUGCAAUUAUACUAGUGUACGUAUCUUUCAUUCA